AUUUUUCGCACCCGUUCUCGGCCUUUAUAUUCUAUACGGUAUAAAGUCUCAAGAGGAAUCCCCUCCCACUCUCUUUCUUUCUCUCCGAUGGAGAAGCGGAGAAGGCCGGGGACGAUCCUCGCUUCUCCGACGACGGAAGAAACCCUCGUCAGCGUCUCUGAGGUCUAAGCGGGGAAUUUCGGCGAUCUUUCAUUCUACUGGUAAAACCCCUGGAUUCUUGUUCUUCUUCGCCUCCUCCCGAUCUUUACGAGCCGUGGACUUCUAUUAGGAUCUUGAAUUCUGACUACAGGAAACAAUGCUCCAACAACCUAUAAUUACUGUUGGACUACAGUGUUGAACUCAACAAACAGAAAAAUAGAAAAUGGGUGGUUGCUGUUGCUGUUCAUCCAGAAGAGCUGAAGCAGAUACGGCACCAGUUUAUUACUAUUGCCCGCAAGAUUUAGAAGAGCAUGAACCAUUGUCUGCCACCCAUGGUACAUCUUCUGUAGUAUCUAGUGGAUUAAUUGUUGAUACAAAUUUGGAGACAUCUACUCCAGGCACUUACCAAGCACCUCCUGCACCAUUGCCUUAUGAUGUGGGCUUAACAAGUUCACAAACUACUCCUGGAAACUUGGAAUAUCGUGGAAUCAAGACUGAUCAUGUGCAACCAGCAGAUUCCCAGCCAAUAGGAGAAACUGAUGGAAGGUUAGAAGGAUCAGAUACAUGUCAGACUUUGGAAAAGUCUGGCUGCAAGAGUAAAACUGAUUUUGAACAUGAGCCCCCUGAAACAGAAGAUGAACCUUCCAAGGUGGAUGCACCUAUUGUUUCAGUUAUUGAUGAUGAAGAUGUUUGCCCCACUUGUCUUGAAGAAUAUGAUGCUGAGAACCCUCGCAUUUUAACGAAAUGCGAACAUCACUUUCACCUCUCUUGCAUUCUUGAGUGGAUGGAGAGAAGCGAUACUUGCCCCAUUUGUGACCAGAUCAUGAUGAUCGAUCACAUGUCUAGUCAGUAGCACUGGAUGUCUACAAGGCUACGAUAGCGAGGUUUUAUUUUUCAGCCCUGUUGGAGUGGAUGCCAGCCUGAAUAGAGAAGUACGAUGUACUCAUCUUUUCAGUAGUAAUUGGUGGAAGCAAUGCCUCUACAGUAGUAUGUUCAUAAGACGAAUCUUUCUAGUCUCAGAUGUCUAUAUUGUGGGUCAAAUUCUUUUGGAUUGCCUAAAAAGGAAAGGAAGAGGCUAAAGUGAUAUGUGAUUGAAAUGUUUGCUUUCUUUUGCAUCAUUCAUGUAAAGCGUCGAUUUUUUUUUUUUGUUGGUGCUGAAAUAGCUGGCAGAUGAAAUUUAGAGUGAUGCGGUCUUGUGCUAGGACCAGGCGUGGGGCAAGCAAUUCUUUUGCUAUAUUUUUGGAAGCUACGUUUUUUCAUCCUGAAAUCUCUCCCGGUGUGUUGGUUGUCUUUUGUAUAGUUUUAAGCCUAUGUAGAUACUGGGACUCCUGGCCAUAUGUCGUCUGCCUUGAAUAUUUGAAUUGUAUACGGAUUUUUUCCCUCUUUCUAUGAUGUUUCUCAUCCA
This is a messenger RNA of Phoenix dactylifera (date palm), 1543 nucleotides long. Its product is annotated as putative E3 ubiquitin-protein ligase RHB1A. Gene Ontology annotation, molecular function: ubiquitin-protein transferase activity. NCBI's taxonomy places the organism in Eukaryota, Viridiplantae, Streptophyta, Magnoliopsida, Arecales, Arecaceae. The record is from RefSeq and is a predicted model, not a curated record.